CCUGAAACCCAAACAUACCAUCGCCCCUUGGGCCUUGCCUCUCUUCCCCCGGCUAGUACAUCUUUUUCUCCAAGUCAAGUCAGGAGGAGGUCCGUGCGGUGCGGGAGAGCGGCACGGCGGCGGAGAAACCUCGGCGACCAGACGACGGCGCAGGUUGGCUCCAGUUCGGCGUGGUGAAUCUGCAGCGGCAGUCAGAUCAAGGCAAGGAUGGGUCGGAAAGCUGGGCUGUACAUAAACCCAAAGAAGUUUGGCGGCGUCGUUAAGCCUUGCAUGCUGGAGAUGACGGCCUUCCUCAACUGCCUUGCCUUGAACAAGCAGAUCGAUGAAAAGUGCACGAGGCAGAAGGAGCUCUUGAUCACCUGUACCCAGGCUCAGAAGGGCAGGCCAAAGAACGCUGCCAAGACCAUCAAUUACCAUCUUCAGAGGCUUGGGCGAGACAAGUUCCACUAGUUGGAGUGAAAACUCUUUCCCCAUUUUCAUUGCCCUGAUGUCUGGGUAGCAAUAAUUUCUUCCAAGUAGCUUUUGCUAAACGAGCAGUGAUCUUUAGACAUUGGUGAAGUUUGAAUCGAUUUUGGAUGUGAGACUUGUAAGGCAUCAGCACAAUAUCAGUAUGGUUUACUUCUCAUGAUAUAAUAUGCACUGCACUACUA
Molecule: messenger RNA, 650 nt
Organism: Aegilops tauschii subsp. strangulata
Lineage: Eukaryota; Viridiplantae; Streptophyta; Magnoliopsida; Poales; Poaceae
Biological process (GO): mitochondrial translation
Molecular function (GO): structural constituent of ribosome
Source: RefSeq, a predicted model, not a curated record